Molecule: messenger RNA, 1386 nt
Organism: Penicillium angulare
Lineage: Eukaryota; Fungi; Ascomycota; Eurotiomycetes; Eurotiales; Aspergillaceae
Gene: nuf2
Product: kinetochore-associated Ndc80 complex subunit NUF2
Exons: 4
Coding region: 1-1386 (461 amino acids)
Biological process (GO): mitotic spindle organization; attachment of mitotic spindle microtubules to kinetochore; kinetochore organization
Cellular component (GO): kinetochore; Ndc80 complex
Molecular function (GO): protein-containing complex binding
Source: RefSeq, a predicted model, not a curated record
AUGUCUUACAAUCCCCGAAUGAGCAUGGCUGCGCCCCAGCAGUCUCAUAAUCGCGGCCGCAAGAAGGAAGAUGACAAUGAUGCAUUGAUGCGCCUGCCCGACAAAGAGAUCGCAGGGUGUAUCAAUGAUAUCGGAAUACCUUUCACAACGGCCGACUUGGCCAAACCUAACCCCCAGCAGAUUCAGAUGGUAUUCGAAUGGUUCGCAGAGCUUCUCAUGAAUGUGACUCGUGAGACUGUAGAACCGGGAAUGAAUGCGGCCGCAGAGAACAUCUGUGAGGACUACCCAGAUAUUGUCGGCAAUGAAACUCGGAAUCUCAUGGGAUUUUUCAUAAGCAUUCGAAGGCUACUCUCGGAGUGCGGUGUCAACGACUUUACCUUCACCGAUCUUACCAAGCCCACUCACGAUCGACUUGUUAAGAUAUUCUCCUACCUUAUUAACUUCGUACGAUUUCGCGAAUCGCAAACGCCAAUCAUUGACGACCAUUCCAACAAAACGGAACAGACCAAAACGCGCAUCGAUGAAUUGUUCGCUGAAAACCAGGAGAUGCAAGCCCGCUUGGCUGAAAUGCGAAGGGAAACACAGAUGAAUGAAGUACAAGUACGCGAGAAAUCAGCACGAAAUGAGGAGCUCAAAGCUCGCCUAUUAGAAUUGGGACGUGAGCAAUCGCGAGUCGCCGAAACCCUUGACCGUGUGAAGAACGACCGUACCCGAAAGCAACAACAGCUUGAGGAGAAGACGGAAAGGAUUCACCGAAGCCGACAAGAGGCUGAGAAGCUACGCCCUUAUGUUUUGGAAAGUCCGGCUUCAUUGCAGUCCUCAUUGACCGAACUUGCGGAGAACCUAAUGCGUGAGAAAGCCUCGAUUGAUACGAUGGAGAAGCGGGCGCGAGCACUACAGACCUCCUCGGAUACGUUUACUGUUGUUUCCAAUGAUGUGCAAGCAUGUGUCAAAUUACUAGAUGAUGUUGUUGUCGAGUUACAAAAAGAGGAAGAGGAAGAAUCUCGCGCUGCUCGUAACAAGGAAGCCAUCUCAGAUAGAGGUGCUAGUGUACGGGAGGUAGAACAAACGGAACAUCUGCUGCAACGACAAUUGGCACGCUGGAAUGAUAAAAUUGAUAAGUGGCGCAGAGGUGCGCAAGAAAAGGCGGACGCUGCGCAAGCUAGAAUGGAAGAGCUUCGCAAUGUGCAGAGACAACUUCGUGAGGAGCGACAGGAGAAACAAAGCGACAUGGAGCGGAGGCGGAUACGUAUUGAGCAAACAGAGAAGAAGAUGGUGGAUCUCAAGGAAAAUAUCGAAAGCGAGAUCCAGGCAGCCCAUGACCAAUAUCUUAAGCUGGAGUCCCACAUUAAGCUCUACAUCACAGAGAUGGAGAAGUCUUGGUGA